UUGUUUGCCCAACCGUUGCGUUCCGGAGGGAUUUUCCUGCUCCAUGGCAGAGCAACGAGCAGAUUCCCAGUGUGGAUGGAGCGAGUGUGCCGUGGUGGCACGGGAGGGCAGGGCUGCACCCCAGUGUGUGUGCCAGGGAUGGGGGCCCCCUGGGACCUGCUCCCAGCCCCUGCUGGAGCCGGAGAGCACCAGGGCUGUCUGCCUGCCAGACGGCCCCGCUGCUGGGGAGCAGCACAGCCGGUGCCGACAUCUGUGCUUCCAGCCCAGCCUGUCUCCGCUUCGCUCCUCGGCACGGUGCUGGUGGCAGCCUGGUUGGGGCACUCAGGUCCCUCCGUGCCUCCGUGUGGCUUUCCCCUGCCACCAAAACCCUUCAAUGAGCCGGCAUCGCCAGUGUGUUCUGGGAGGGGAAACUGAGGCAGCAGAGAGGGACGUGGCAGAACUCCCCCUUAAUCCUCACCGUCCUCAGGCUCGGUCCCACGCCUCGCCCCGGGUUGUUUUGUCUUGCCGAGCGCGCACCUUGUGAUGCCAAGAGCCAGGGGGAGGCGAGGGCGUCCUGGGACGUGGCCUGGGGCAGCGCUGGCACCGGCUCCCAGCCGUGUGCCUGGGGCUUUGGGGCUGCCUGGCUCCUCCUGCAGCUGCCUCCCUGGCCCCGGGCUGCGAGAGGGGCUGGCAGCGGGGCUGUGGUGGCGUGGUGGUGGCCUUGGUGGUGGCUUGGUGGUGGCUUAGUUGUGGCUGUGGUGGUGCCUGGUGGUGGCCAGAAGCUGCCCCGGUGCUGUGCAGCCCGGCACCACGUGGCCGUGCUGGGUCCAGCUGCUCCAACUGCUGCUCCAGCUCCAUGUGGCCAACCUGUGGCGUGUCCCUGUGUCCCCUCGGUGCCUCCUGAGGAUGCAAAUGGAUUCACUGAGGUUUAGGAGCCCCCCCCCAUCUCCUUGGGGACAUCCCGGCCCUCACAUCCCAGCCUGCCACCGGCCUUUGAUGUGCAGCAGCUCCAGACAGGCUGGCAGGACGAGCAACCAACCCGCCGAUGUGCCUGACACCCCACACCCUGCCCUGCUGCCGGCGCUGCUAAUUACCCCGCCGGGCAGACCUUGGUGCCCCCAGGACACCCCGUGUGGAGGAGCCAGCGGCCGGGCCAUGAGGACAGCAUCCCCCUGAGCGCCGGGCGGUGAGCCCGCAGGGACAGCCCUGCAGGAUGCCGAGGCUACGGGGCGGGUGCUGACACCAUGAAGGGCUACCAUGGGGAGCGUAGCCAGGCACAGCACUCCUCCGGCCACCGCUGCCGCUGCAUCCCAGAGGACUGCGAGCAUCCCGCGGACUACGUCGCGCACGGCCCCGAGGGCCGGCAGCCGUACCUCCUCAGCCCCAGCGAGCCGUGUUCCCUGGAGCAUCCCUUCUGCCCGGCGCGGAGCCCCGGCGCGGCCGGCGAGUGCCCGGGCGGGCCCCUGAGCGAGCCGCCCUCCGGCAGCGCCAGCAGCACCUUCCCGAGGAUGCACCACGCGCAGCAGCAGCCCUACGACUCCUGCGACGAAUGCAUGGCGACCGCCCACCCCGCCAGCAAGAUCAACCGCCUGCCGCCGACGCUGCUGGACCAGUUCGAGAAGCAGCUGCCGCUGCACCACGACGGCUUCCACACGCUGCAGUACCCGCGGGCCGGCGGCGCCGAGCCGCGCAGCGAGAGCCCCAGCCGCAUCCGCCACCUCGUCCACUCCGUCCAGAAGCUCUUCGCCAAGUCGCACUCCCUGGAGGCGCCGGCCAAGCGGGACUACAACGGCACCAAGAUGGACGGCCGCGGGGACGGCUACCACCACCACCACCACCACCACCACCACCACCACCACCAGUCCCGCCACGGCAAGCGCAGCAAGAGCAAGGACCGCAAGGUGGACUCCCGGCACCGGUCCAAGAUGAUGGGCUGGUGGAGCUCCGACGACAACCUGGACAGCGACAGCAGCUACAUGGUGUCCGGCCGGCACGCCGUGGACCAGGGCACCCAGUACUGCGUGGACGCUCCCGAAAGUGCCUUCAGAGACUUGACCUUGAAGAGUCUAAAGAGCGGUGGGGAAGGAAAAUGCCUGGCCUGCGCCGGCAUGUCCAUGUCUCUGGACGGCCAGACGCUCAAGAGGAGUGCCUGGCACACCAUGACUGUCAGCCAAGCCCGCGAAGCCUACCCCAGCGCCGGCGGCACAGAGAAAACCUUGAUGCUUCAGGAGGCAAAGGCCAAAGACAGAGCCUACCAGUACCUGCAGGUGCCGCAGGAUGAGUGGAGCGGGUACCCGGCGGUGGGCAAGGAUGGGGAGAUCCCCUGCCGGCGGAUGCGCAGCGGCAGCUACAUCAAGGCCAUGGGCGACGAGGACAGCGCCGACUCAGACGCCAGCGCCAAAAUAUCGCCCCGGGCAGCCACGCGGCGGGACAGCUACCGCCGCUCCUCCAGCGCCGACCAGGCCAGGAGCAAGUUUGCAAGUAGGCACUAUUCUGAUUCAUAUAUCUGUAACUGUCCCAGCUGCGGCACGCCACCUCGAAUGCUCCCUCGGGGACAGGGCUAUGGGCGCUCCUUCACCACCGGCCAGAUCAACGACGAGCUCAACCACCAGUUCGAGGCUGUGUGCGAGUCCGUUUUCGGCGAGGUGGAGUCGCAGGCAGUGGAGGCGCUGGAUCUGCCCGGCUGCUUCCGCAUGCGGAGCCACAGCUACCUGCGGGCCAUCCAGGCGGGCUGCUCCCAGGACGACGACUGCCUCUCGCUCUUCUCCAUGUCGGCCCCCCCCGGGCCACCCAUCACCAGCAGCAUCCUGAAGCCCAGCACCUCUUUCAGUUACAGAAAAGCUCCACCUCCCAUCCCUCCAGGAACCAAAGCCAAGCCCCUCAUCUCCGUCACGGCGCAGAGCAGCACCGAGUCUGCCCACGAGAGCUACCUGCCCGGCGAGGUCGCCCGCAGCCCCGCCUGGUCCAAAGACGCCGCGGCCCGCUGCAACUCGGCCGAGAGCCUGGAGAGCUCCAAGGUGACGGCCGCGUCCCUCGACCUGCCGCCCGUCCAGCCCCGCGCCGCCCCCAAGCCCUCCACGCUCAUCAUCAAGGCCAUCCCCGGCCGGGAGGAGCUGCAGAGCUUGGCUCGGCAGAGGAAAUGGCGUCCCUCCAUCGGCGUCCAGGUUGAGGCCAUCUCCGACUCGGACACGGAGAGCCGGAGCCAGAGGGAGUUCCACUCCAUCGGGGUGCAGGUGGAGGAAGACAAAAGGCGAGCUCGCUUCAAGCGCUCCAACAGCGUGACGGCGGGCGUGCAGGCGGACCUGGAGCUGGAGGGCUUCGCCGGCCUGGCCGUGGCCACCGAGGACAAAGCCCUGCAGUUCGGGCGCCCCUUCCAGCGGCACUCCUCGGAGCCCGAGUCCGGCCGGCAGUAUGCAGUGUACAAGACGGUGCACACGCAAGGCCAGUGGGCGUACCGGGAGGACUACCAGAUGCAGUACGACACGGUGGAGGUGCCCCGCCGCGACGCCUGGGUGGAGCGGGGCUCCCGUAGCCUCCCCGACUCCGGCCGUGCCUCCCCGUGCCACCGCGACGGCGAGUGGUUCAUCAAACUGCUGCAGGCGGAGGUGGAGAAGAUGGAGGGCUGGUGCCAGCAGAUGGAGCGGGAGGCCGAGGACUACGACCUGCCGGAGGAGAUCCUGGAGAAGAUCCGGAGCGCCGUGGGCAGCGCCCAGCUCCUCAUGUCCCAGAAGGUGCAGCAGUUUUACCGACUCUGCCAGCAGAACAUGGAUCCCAAUGCCUUCCCAGUGCCCACCUUCCAAGACCUGGCUGGCUUCUGGGACCUGCUGCAGCUCUCCAUCGAGGACGUCAGCAUGAAGUUCGCGGAGCUCCAGCAGCUCAAGGCCAACGGGUGGAAGAUCAUCGAGCCCAAGGAGGAGAAGAAGGUGCCUCCCCCGAUACCAAAGAAGCCGCCGCGCUCCAAGGUGCACCCGGUGAAGGAGCGCUCCCUGGACUCGGUGGACCGGCAGCGGCAGGAGGCUCGCAAGCGGCUCCUGGCAGCCAAGCGCGCCGCCUCCUUCCGCCAGAACUCGGCCACCGAGAGCGCAGACAGCAUCGAGAUCUACAUCCCCGAGGCGCAGACCCGGCUGUGACGGGGGGGGGCCUCGGCUUUUCUACCCGGACUGGACGGCGCGUCCAUCGCUCACUGUGAUCGGGGGCCGCGGGGACACCCUGGGGGCAGCGCUUGGCCCACUCACAGCUUCUCUCUUUUUCUAUCGUAGACGUUUCAUGGAUCCGACGGUGAAUGAACACCAACCCGGUUCUGCCCCGUCCCGUCGCCCCCCCGCCCGCAUGCCCCUGCCCGCCUCUGCCAGGGUCCAGGGCUCUUCCUUCCCCCUGCCCUCUUUGGGGCCGUGUCUCAGAUCUUCUGUCCCUUGGCCCCCCUCGGUCCCUGUCCCGUCCGAAGGAGAGGUGACCCCAGCCACCAGCCCUGCUGGGUGGGAGGGGAGGGGGCUGCAGGCAGGCCCCCCCCCCGCCUCUCUGUAACUCAGUGCAAUCCCGCGGCCAUGGGGACGGGCGCCCCCUGAGCCCCCCAGUCCCGUGCCCAGCCGGAGCCCCGCUCCACUCCCCGCCUCCUGCCCCGGUGCGUGGGGAACCCAGGGGUCCCUGACCUAUACACAUAUAUAAAUAUAACCUAAGGAAUAAAACAGAAACUACACACGA
Messenger RNA from Cygnus olor (mute swan), 4680 nucleotides. It is a transcript of the gene DLGAP3, whose product is annotated as DLG associated protein 3. The record is from RefSeq and is a predicted model, not a curated record. Gene Ontology annotation, cellular component: glutamatergic synapse; postsynaptic specialization. Gene Ontology annotation, molecular function: molecular adaptor activity. Gene Ontology annotation, biological process: signaling. The transcript is spliced from 12 exons. The coding region runs from base 1224 to 4109 and encodes 961 amino acids. Lineage: Eukaryota; Metazoa; Chordata; Aves; Anseriformes; Anatidae.